Molecule: messenger RNA, 1038 nt
Organism: Stylonychia lemnae
Lineage: Eukaryota; Ciliophora; Spirotrichea; Sporadotrichida; Oxytrichidae
Source: the annotation of a GenBank genome assembly
AUGUCAGCAUUCAAUUUUGAAGGAAUGAAAUGUCCAAAAGAUUUUAAUAUUUCAUUAGCAGGAAAUAGUGCUACAUCGAUAGAGAAAUACAUCACUGUUGAAAUUGUAUAAUGUGAUUAAAUCAUUCUUCAAUAAUUUGACCCAAUUAAAAAGUGCAAAUAAAAAUCAGAGAUUGAUGAUAUACUUAAAAAUACAAUAGUAAUAAUUGUGGACAAGUAACAAUACUUUGAUGUAGAUGAAUUUGAUUUAUUGCCAGUUAAAGAAAUAAUUAAAAUCUCUACUGUGAAUAUGAUUCCUGAAUAUACCUAAAAUUAAAAUUAUAAGUUAAGAAAAGAAUUAAAGUAUUUCUAGACAAGAUUAGACACUACAUUUAUUACUAAGGACCCAUAAUCUAAUGCUCUUGUCAGUAUUAAAUAUCAAAUAGAUGAAAAUUUUGAGAGCAUAGAAAGAAUCUCAAGCUCAUUCAUUGAUGCAAUAUCAUAAGUAGGAGGCUUGAUGAGUAUUAUAUUUUCAGUUAUUUGCUUUCUUACUUGUUACAUUUAAGAUUUUUUGUACAAUUCACAUUUAGUUCAAGAGCUAUUUAGCUAUAAUGAAAGACUAUUCAUCCACGAGUACGAAAGAAAAUCAAAAAUGAAACUUAAAAAAUAUGUAGAAAAUAAUACUUAAAAUGACUAAAUAGAUAAUUCUUUUGAGAAUAGCCAAACUCUUCAAGCUGGCAAAGAAACUUUACCUAAGAAAUAGUUAAUAGAGCAAAACAUUCAUAAAUUCUAAAUCAAAGAUAAGAUUGAUAAAAGAAUGGCAAAGAGAUUUUUGAAGAAAUCUCAACUUUUUGUUGACAAUAUUGACAAUAAUGAUUAUAAUGGAAACAUAAAUGACAAUUCUGCAAUUGAUUAUAACCCAGGACCAAAUGGAUGUGAGCCUGUUGCUGAAGAUCUUAAUUUUUAGUCAUUUACUUAAAUCAUAAAUGAUUCUUAGAGAUUUAUGAAUCCUAAGGUUAGAAACUCAAAUGAUAAAAAUAAUAUUAUUUUAGAUGAAUGA